UCGGAGGGUCUAUUCGCAUUUAUAUAGGCCUGGUCACCAGCGUACCGAGCACACCAUACCCCCCCAACGAUUGAACCAACCAGAGAGUAUCCUGCGCCAAGAUGUCACCUGCACCGUUGUAUCCAGCCUAUCUCCCAACCCGACCGGACGGGUAUGCGCCGACUUUGGACGUCCCGUACUUCGAGGCCGAAGAGCCUGGCAGCCGGGCAGACCCCCUCAAGCCGGUCCUUCGCAAGGCCGGCGCGCAGCUGAAGGACAUCACGCCCAGAGUCGGGACAGAAAUCCACAACGUUCAAAUCAGCCAGCUCUCCCCGGCGGGCCUCGACGAGGUCGCCCUGCUGGCCGCCGAGAGGGGCGUUUUGGUGUUUAGAGACCAAGACUUCGCGGACAUCGGAUUCGACAGGCAGCGCGACAUCGUGAACUACUAUGGGCCCCUCCACAAGCACCCGACCAUGGGGUACCCGGCCGGGACCGGCCCGGAGUUCCACGUCGUCUACGCCGACGAGACCGCGGGCAACCUGAGGACGCUGCUGGGGCCGCACACGUCGUACGACCUGUGGCACGUGGACCAGACGUUCACGCCGAACGUGCCGUCGACGACGUUCUUCUGGGUGCUGGAGAGCCCGGCGUCGGGGGGCGGGGACACGGCGUUCACGUCGCUGACGGCUGCGUACGCGGCACUAUCACCGGGGUUCCGGAGGACGCUGGCGGGGCUGCGGCUGGAGCACACGUCGGCGUCGGUGGGGGAGGUGGCGCGGGUGGGGGCGGAGCGGGCGCGGCGCGAGGCGGUGAGGACGACGCACCCGCUGGUGAUCCGGCAGCCGGUGACGGGGCGGCCGGCACUGUUCGUGAACCCGACGAUGGCGCGCCGCGUCGACGGCUUCCUGCCCGAGGAGUCCGACGCCCUGCUCGCCUUCCUCCACCGCCACGUCGCCAGCCUCGACUUCAGCUGCCGCGUCCGCUGGGAGAAGGGCUCGGUCGUCGUCUGGGACCAGCGCUCCGUCGCCCACUCCGCCGUCCCCGACUUCCCCGACGGCGAGCGCCGCCACAUGGUCCGCAUGAUCCCGUACGGCGUCCGCCCCGAGCCCGCGUUCCCCGAGGCGCAUCGCAUCGACGCGUAAGGGCAGGUACGGG
This is a messenger RNA of Durotheca rogersii, 1134 nucleotides long. RefSeq names its product taurine catabolism dioxygenase. The coding region runs from base 102 to 1121 and encodes 339 amino acids. The record is from RefSeq and is a predicted model, not a curated record. Gene Ontology annotation, molecular function: 2-oxoglutarate-dependent dioxygenase activity. The transcript has 3 exons. NCBI's taxonomy places the organism in Eukaryota, Fungi, Ascomycota, Sordariomycetes, Xylariales, Xylariaceae. Gene Ontology annotation, cellular component: cytoplasm.